AUGUCGUCUCCUGUAACUACUCCUCUGCCGGACACUCCCAAUGGCACAGGCUCGAGCUUGCCAACUCGUCCCCAGCCUAAGCUCUACUCGAGCCAGGAAGGCAGCUCCGGCGCCGGUACUCCCAUUGGCUUCCAGCGCUUCCCUCCUCACAACAAGCACUUGGAUCAUGCCGUGGGCGCUGCUCUGCGACAACCCUCCCCGCAGCCUACACACUUGGGCAUCCCUGGUACCCCGCACCGGGUGCUCUCCGAGGAGGACCCGGGCUACAUUGCGGCUAAAUUUGAGGGCAAGCAAAAGCAAAUGGAACAAGUCAUGGAUCAAUUGGAACAGAAGGGCUUCUUCCCUAGUGACUUUGUGAUCUCCGAAACCACCUGGUUCUAUAACAUGCUCGGCAUUGACGACACCUACUUCCAGACCGAGUCGGUGGAUGCCAUUGUGACCCAGAUCCUCUCCCUCUACGCCGCCAAGGUCGCCGCCUACGCCCGCGAUGAUAAGCAGCUGGAGAUCCGUUUGGACAAGGAGGCCGAGGACCACGCGGUCUACAUUGAUACCAGCAAGCCCGGUAUCUCCACCAUGGAUGGCCCGCGCUACGAGCAGCGCAUCGACGAGAAGUAUGUCAACCACUCCAAGGGUGCCAACAGCUACCGUGUGGAGACCUUCCGCUCGCCUACCACCCUCCCGGGCGACAACGGUCAGCAGCUCCGCUGCUACUUCGUGUACAAGUGCCAGUUCGCCAACCCUAACCCUUCCCCGAACGAGACCAACAUCGAUAUCAUCGGUGAAAAGCGCUUCCUGCAAAAGGCCACCCCCAACACCAAGGCCAUCUACCAAGAAAUUAUCACCACGGCCGUUGGCCGCUCCGGUCCCGUGAUCGAGAUGUUCGAGAUCGAGGGCAGCCGUGAGAAGCGUAUGGUCAUUGCCUACCGCCAGGGUUCCGCUAUGGGCCUUUUCAGUGCUCUGUCCGAUCUGUACCACUACUACCGCUUGACCAGCUCGCGCAAGUACCUGGAGAACUUCUCCAACGGUAUCACUGUCAUUUCGCUCUACCUGCGUCCCUCUGACAACACCGAGAUCUCCGCCAAGUACCCUCCCAUCGAGGCUGCGAUCCACCAGAUUAUGAAGGAGGUCUCACUUCUGUACUGUAUCCCCCAGAACCGCUUCCAGGGCCACUUCGCCUCUGGCCGUCUGAGCUUGCAAGAAACCAUCUACGCUCACUGCGCGUGGGUGUUCGUCCAGCAGUUCCUCAACCGUCUGGGCUCAGAAUACACUUCGCUGGCUGCUCUCUUGGACAGCAACAACAGUGUCCACGCGGAGCUGCUUUCCAAGAUCAAGAAGCGUCUGCGCACUGAAACCUUCACAGCGGAUUACAUCUUCGAGAUUAUCAACAAAUACCCCGAGCUGAUUCACAAGCUCUACCUUGACUUCGCCAACACCCACUACGUUCAGACCCGGGAGACCGGCGAUGACUUCCUCCCUACCCUCAGCUACCUGCGUCUCCAGGUCGACGAGGUCCUCGACGGCGCCAAGCUGAAGCAGCUGAUCCGCGGCACCGCUGUCAACGAGCAUGACGAGAUGGUCAUGAACUCCUUCCGCGUGUUCAACUCUUCGAUCCUCAAGACCAACUUCUUCACCCCCACCAAGGUCGCUCUUAGCUUCCGCUUGAAGCCGGACUUCUUGCCCGAGCACGAAUACCCUCAACCCCUGUACGGCAUGUUCUUGGUCAUCAGCUCCGAGUUCCGCGGUUUCCACCUGCGUUUCCGUGACAUCGCCCGUGGUGGUAUUCGUAUCGUCAAGAGUCGAAACGGAGAAGCAUACAACAUCAACGCUCGUUCGUUGUUCGAUGAGAACUACAACUUGGCCAACACCCAACAGCGCAAGAACAAGGAUAUUCCCGAAGGCGGUGCCAAGGGUGUCAUUCUCUUGGAUGCCGAUCACCAGGACAAGGCGCGGGUCGCCUUCGAGAAGUACAUCGACAGUAUCCUCGAUUUGCUCCUCCCCCCUGUCAGCCCUGGUAUCAAGGACCCCAUCGUCGAUCUGCACGGCAAGGACGAGAUUCUCUUCAUGGGACCUGAUGAGAACACCGCCGAGCUUGUCAACUGGGCCACCGAGCACGCUCGCGGCCGUGGCGCUCCCUGGUGGAAGUCAUUCUUCACCGGCAAGAGCCCCAAGCUGGGUGGUAUUCCCCACGACGCGUACGGCAUGACCACCCUCUCGGUCCGCCAGUAUGUGCUUGGCAUCCAGCGCAAGCUGAACAUCGACCCCUCCACACAGCUCAAGCUGCAGACCGGUGGUCCCGAUGGUGAUCUGGGAUCCAACGAAAUCCUGCUCUCCAACGAGAAGUACGGAGCCAUUGUCGACGGGUCCGGUGUGAUCUACGACCCCAACGGUCUGAACCACGAAGAGCUCCUCCGCCUGGCCAAGAAGCGCGCCAUGAUCUCCGAGUUCGACAUGUCCAAGCUCUCCCCCGAGGGCUACCGUGUCCUGGUCGACGAGAAGAACGUCAAGCUCCCCAGCGGCGAGGUCGUUCACAACGGAAUGAUCUUCCGUAACACAUACCACCUCCGCUCGCAGGAGAAGUUCGACGUCUUCGUGCCUUGCGGUGGUCGCCCCGAGUCCAUCGACCUGUCUACCGUCAACAAGCUCAUCCGCGACAACAAGAGCAUCAUCCCCUACAUUGUCGAGGGUGCCAACCUGUUCAUCACCCAGGACGCCAAGCUGCGUCUCGAGAAGGCGGGCUGCAUCCUGUACAAGGACGCCUCCGCCAACAAGGGUGGUGUGACCUCCUCCUCCCUGGAGGUCCUCGCCUCUCUCUCCUUCAACGACGAGGAAUUCGUCGAGCACAUGUGCAUCCGCGAGGACGGCACCGUCCCCGACUUCUACCAGGCCUACGUCAAGGAAGUGCAACAGAUCAUCCAGUCCAACGCUGCUCUCGAGUUCGAGGCCAUCUGGCGCGAACACGAGCAGACCGGUAUCCUGCGCAGUUCUCUCAGUGAUCGUCUCAGCUUGGCCAUUACCAAGCUUGACGAAGAGCUCCAGAUGACCGAGCUGUGGGACAACGUUGCCCUGCGUCGCUCUGUUCUGGGUGAUGCUUUGCCGCGUCGUCUGUUGGACAAGAUUGGUCUGGAGACUAUCUUGGAACGUGUCCCCGAGAACUACCUCCGCGCCAUCUUCGGCAGUUAUCUGGCCAGCCGCUUCGUCUACGAAUACGGUAACCAGCCCAGCCAGUUCUCCUUCUUCGACUUCAUGACCAAGCGUCUAGCUCAGAUUAAGGCAUAA
Penicillium bovifimosum is the source of this 3276-nucleotide messenger RNA. Its product is annotated as glutamate dehydrogenase (NAD(+)). The record is from RefSeq and is a predicted model, not a curated record. Gene Ontology annotation, molecular function: L-glutamate dehydrogenase (NAD+) activity. The coding region runs from base 1 to 3276 and encodes 1091 amino acids. Gene Ontology annotation, cellular component: mitochondrion. The transcript has 3 exons. NCBI's taxonomy places the organism in Eukaryota, Fungi, Ascomycota, Eurotiomycetes, Eurotiales, Aspergillaceae.